AUGUUCUGGGCCAAGACUCUGUAUAACCCUCGGGAGCCCAGAACAUUGUAUAACCCUCGGGAACCAAGAACAUUGUAUAACCCUCGGGAACCAAGAACAUUGUAUAACCCUCGGGAACCAAGAACAUUGUAUAACCCUCGGGAACCAAGAACAUUGAAUAACCCUCAGGAACCAAGAACAUUGUAUAACCCUCGGGAACCAAGAACAUUGUAUAACCCUCGGGAGCCCAGAACACCGUAUAACCCUCGGGAACCAAGAACAUUGUAUAACCCUCGGGAGCCAACAACACCGUAUAACCCUCGGGAGCCAACAACACCGUAUAACCCUCGGGAGCCAACAACACCGUAUAACCCUCGGGAGCCAACAACACCGUAUAACCCUCGGGAGCUCAGAACACCGUAUAACCCUCGGGAGCCAACAACACUGUAUAACCCUCGGGAGCCAACAACACCGUAUAACCCUCGGGAGCCAACAACACCGUAUAACCCUCGGGAGCCCAGAACACCGUAUAACCCUCGGGAACCAAGAACACCGUAUAACCCUCGGGAACCAAGAACAUUGUAUAACCCUCAGGAGCCAACAACAUUGUAUAACCAUCGGGAGCCAAGAACAUUGUAUAACCUUCGGGAACCAAGAACACUGUAUAACCCUCGGGAACCAAGAACAUUGUAUAACCCUCAGGAGCCAAGAACAUUGUAUAACCCUCGGGAACCAAGAACAUUGUAUAACCCUCGGGAGCCAAGAACAUUGUAUAACCCUCGGGAGCCAAGAACAUUGUAUAACCCUCGGGAACCAAGAACAUUGUAUAACCCUCAGGAGCCAAGAACAUUGUAUAACCCUCGGGAACCAAGAACAUUGUAUAACCCUCGGGAACCAAGAACAUUGUAUAACCCUCGGGAGCCAAGAACAUUGUAUAACCCUCAGGAGCCAACAACAUUGUAUAACCAUCGGGAGCCAAGAACAUUGUAUAACCUUCGGGAACCAAGAACACUGUAUAACCCUCGGGAACCAAGAACAUUGUAUAACCCUCAGGAGCCAAGAACAUUGUAUAACCCUCGGGAACCAAGAACAUUGUAUAACCCUCGGGAGCCAAGAACAUUGUAUAACCCUCGGGAGCCAAGAACAUUGUAUAACCCUCGGGAACCAAGAACAUUGUAUAACCCUCGGGAGCCAAGAACAUUGUAUAACCCUCGGGAACCAAGAACAUUGUAUAACCCUCGGGAACCAAGAACAUUGUAUAACCCUCGGGAGCCAAGAACAUCGUAUAACCCUCGGGAGCCCAGAACAUUGUAUAACCAUCGGGAACCAAGAACACUGUAUAACCCUCGGGAACCAAGAACACUGUAUAACCCUCGGGAGCCAACAACACCGUAUAACCCUCGGGAACCAAGAACACUGUAUAACCCUCGGGAGCCAAGAACACUGUAUAACCCUCGGGAACCAAGAACAUUGUAUAACCCUCGGGAACCAAGAACAUUGUAUAACCCUCGGGAACCAAGCACAUUGUAUAACCCUCGGGAACCAAGAACAUUGUAUAACCCUCGGGAACCAAGAACAUUGUAUAACCCUCGGGAACCAAGAACAUUGUAUAACCCUCGGGAGCUCAGAACACCGUAUAACCCUCGGGAGCCAAGAACACUGUAUAACCCUCGGGAGCCCAGAACAUUGUAUAACCCUCGGGAGCCAAGCACAUUGUAUAACCCUCGGGAGCUCAGAACACCGUAUAACCCUCGGGAGCCAAGAACACUGUAUAACCCUCGGGAGCCCAGAACAUUGUAUAACCCUCGGGAACCAAGCACAUUGUAUAACCCUCGGGAACCAAGAACAUUGUAUAACCCUCGGGAACCAAGAACAUUGUAUAACCCUCGGGAACCAAGAACAUUGUAUAACCCUCGGGAGCUCAGAACACCGUAUAACCCUCGGGAGCCCAGAACACCGUAUAACCCUCGGGAGCCAAGAACACUGUAUAACCCUCGGGAGCUCAGAACACCGUAUAACCCUCGGGAGCCCAGAACACUGUAUAACCCUCGGGAGCUCAGAACACCGUAUAACCCUCGGGAACCAAGAACAUUGUAUAACCCUCGGGAACCAAGAAAAUUGUAUAACCCUCGGGAGCCCAGAACACCGUAUAACCCUCGGGAACCAGGCACACCGUAUAACCCUCGGGAGCCAACAACACUGUAUAACCCUCGGGAGCCAAGAACACUGUAUAACCCUCGGGAACCAAGAACAUUGUAUAACCCUCGGGAACCAAGAACAUUGUAUAACCCUCGGGAACCAAGCACAUUGUAUAACCCUCGGGAACCAAGAACAUUGUAUAACCCUCGGGAACCAAGAAUAUUGUAUAACCCUCGGGAGCUCAGAACACCGUAUAACCCUCGGGAGCUCAGAACACCGUAUAACCCUCGGGAGCUCAGAACACCGUAUAACCCUCGGGAACCAAGAACAUUGUAUAACCCUCGGGAACCAAGAACAUUGUAUAACCCUCGGGAGCCCAGAACACCGUAUAACCCUCGGGAACCAGGCACACCGUAUAACCCUCGGGAACCAAGAACAUUGUAUAACCCUCGGGAACCAAGAACAUUGUAUAACCCUCGGGAGCCAACAACACUGUAUAACCCUCGGGAGCCCAGAACAUUGUAUAACCCUCGGGAGCCCAGAAAACUGUAUAACUCUCGGGAGCCAACAACACUGUAUAACCCUCGGGAGCCAACAACAUUGUAUAACCCUCGGGAACCAAGAACACUGUACAACCCUCGGGAGCCAAGAACAUUGUAUAACCCUUGGGAACCAAGAAGAUUGUAUAACCCUCGGGAGCCCAGAACAUUGUAUAACCCUCGGGAACCAAGAACAUUGUAUAACCCUCGGGAACCAAGAACAUUGUAUAACCCUCGGGAACCAAGAACAUUGUAUAACCCUCGGGAACCAAGAACACUGUACAACCCUCGGGAACCAAGAACAUUGUAUAACCCUCGGGAACCAAGAACAUUGUAUAACCCUCGGGAACCAAGAACACUGUACAACCCUCGGGAACCAAGAACAUUGUAUAACCCUCGGGAACCAAGAACAUUGUAUAACCCUCGGGAACCAAGAACAUUGUAUAACCCUCGGGAACCAAGAACAUUGUACAACCCUCGGGAACCAAGAACAUUGUAUAACCCUCGGGAACCAAGAACACUGUAUAACCCUCGGGAACCCAGAACACUGUAUAACCCUCGGGAACCAAGAACAUUGUAUUACCCUCGGGAACCAAGAACAUUGUAUAACCCUCGGGAACCAACACAAUCACAGAAACUUCGAAUAAAGAAGUACGUCCAGGGAACUAAGGACUAG
Messenger RNA from Pecten maximus, 3333 nucleotides. Its product is annotated as mucin-12-like. The coding region runs from base 1 to 3333 and encodes 1110 amino acids. The transcript is spliced from 2 exons. Lineage: Eukaryota; Metazoa; Mollusca; Bivalvia; Pectinida; Pectinidae. The record is from RefSeq and is a predicted model, not a curated record.